CAUGCAUAUGCAGUUAUAAAAACAUACUAUAUAUUAUGUUGCCUUGACAGUCAAUAUAAUACAUAAUCUACUGUACGUUGUAAAACUAUUAACAUCUUGAAAAUGUCACGUCCCGCACACAGAGUAGAGAAGCUGACGGCAAUCAAAGCAAAUGCCGACGCGCACAACUAUGUCAAGAAGAUCAACAUGCGCGCCGACGCCACGCCCGAAGAGAGAGCAAAACACCACAUCUUCGCAGAACACUCACCUGUGGUAGACAAGGUCGAGCCGGUUGCACAUCCUGUGGUAGUUGAGGGUACCGGGCACGUGGGAAACACGGAGUCGAAACUUGAACCUCAUAUAAAUAAUGGUCAUACCCAUCAUGUGAAUGAUGGGCUCACUAAAGGUGUCCCGAGUGGGCAUGCCAAUGCUGGAACUACCAAUCCCAAUUAUUAAAGAUUCUCAGCACUUAUUAAAUAUACCUUGUUUAAAUCAGAA
Sphaeroforma arctica JP610 is the source of this 477-nucleotide messenger RNA. RefSeq lists its product as hypothetical. The coding region runs from base 103 to 435 and encodes 110 amino acids. The transcript is spliced from 2 exons. The record is from RefSeq and is a predicted model, not a curated record. NCBI's taxonomy places the organism in Eukaryota, Ichthyosporea, Ichthyophonida.